ACUCCUCGGCCAUUUUAUCGAAAACAACCUCGGAUGUAUGCCGGUACAUCUGUUGAAGUAGUUCGUAAAAUUUUGAAUUAUAUCAUUAGUUAAAUGUAGUGUUUUAGAGUUGUAUUUAUUGAUCUAAGUUUAAAUUUAUUGUCAUUGAAUUGUAUUAUAGCAAACAUAAUGAAGAAUCCCAAGAGUUAAGUCACAAAGUUUAACUGCUAAAUAAAAUUACUACGCGAUCUACUUGCAGCGGACUUAAACGUACCACUUUUUGAGUGUGUAAACCAUCCAUAUACAUCCGAGGUUGUUUUCGAUAAAAUGGCCGAGGAGUUCCGAAUGGGGUUGUAACUUCAAAUUUGCAAAAAAGUACGAUGACAAGACAUCAACUCCUGAAAGGGAUGAUGGAUUUAAAUAUUUUUGGGCAGUCAUAUUUUACGUUUACAUGUUAAGAAAAUAUAAGAAGACAAAAUCCUACAAUUUCCGCAAAUGAAAUUGCAGAAAGUUGUGUUGGGCGUCUGUGACGUGACGGGUGAAUAUUGUACAAAUGACAACCAGUGCGAUCAUGGUUGCUGUGAAUACCGAUGCUGUGCACAACCCAUGCGAUCGGCGUCCAUGAUCGGUGGGGUGAUCGGUGGCGUCGUGGCGUUUGCGCUGCUGAUCACCUUCAUUAUCUGCUGUGUCUGUAUGUGCGGUAAAAGCAGGGGACACGUGGGGCACACGCACGGGGGACAAGCGAACGUCAACGCCGUCUACGUUCAAAACACUGCAUCGUACGGACAGCCCAUGGAGACCAGGUUGCCGCCAGGGUACCAUACACCGCAUAUGUUUACCGGAAGUAGCCAGCAGUCGCACAUGCAUCCGGGAAACCCAGGGUCCGCCUUCCCCCUGUCUCCCGGGUACGAGCCCGGUUAUCCCCCGGGCCAAGUUUAUCCCCCGCCCCCGGCAUACUCCCUGCCCCACCCUGGAGCAACCGGAAACCAUGAGCAGCAGAGCAAGUUUUAAUCAUAAAAGAAAACAACAACUUUACCGAUUGUCUUAUUUAUCAACUCAUACU
This is a messenger RNA of Mya arenaria, 1042 nucleotides long. RefSeq names its product cysteine and tyrosine-rich protein 1-like. The transcript is spliced from 4 exons. Lineage: Eukaryota; Metazoa; Mollusca; Bivalvia; Myida; Myidae. The record is from RefSeq and is a predicted model, not a curated record. Bases 475 to 990 code for a protein of 171 amino acids.